AUGCCAAGAAUAGUAAAUGAUGUUUUUCGACCUCCUAUCAAUUGUGAUUUUUGCAGACACGUGCAAAAUAUACCAAAAUUGACAAAAUUAAGUCAAGAGGACUUCGAAGAUAAAUUCGCUUAUAGUGGCGCACCCGUUAUUGUUCAAGAUGCUACAGAUUCUUGGUUGGCUACAUCAAAAUUUAGCUAUGAAUUUUUUAAGAACUUGUAUUCUUCAACGAGCAACACUAGAACUUCGCGGGAUUGCCAAUUCUUUCCAUAUGAAACAGAAUUUGAAAACUUGUAUCAGGUGUUUAAUAUGAGCACAGAAAGAUCACUGUUAAAACCAGGUACUAAACCUUGGUACAUAGGCUGGAGCAAUUGCCAAGAUUCAGCAGCUCUCGAAAUGAGAUCUUUGUACUCUCGACCAUACUUUUUGCCAAAAACAUCUGGUGAACCUACUGCUACUGAUUGGAUUUUCAUGGGAGGACCUGGCAAAGGUGCACAUCUCCACUUGGACAAUGUAAAUCAUCCUUCAUGGCAAGCUCAAAUCAGAGGAAAAAAACGAUGGACCAUUAUUCCACCGCCAGAAUGCUAUUUUCAAUGUUCUGGAGAAAUUAUUGCCGAUGUUUAUCCAGGAGAAAUAAUUGUAUUGGAUACAGAUAUUUGGUUUCACCAAACAGAAAUUUUACCAGGUGAUAUCAGUAUAACUAUUGGUGCAGAAUACGAUUAAAUCGAUCGUCAAGACUCUCAGGUGACACUACAAGCACUCCAUGGUGUCCAAUCAUCCCACCGCCUGGUUUUUACGUCUCGAACAGGUUUCGGGCUAACAGACAC
This is a messenger RNA of Ctenocephalides felis (cat flea), 815 nucleotides long. RefSeq lists its product as uncharacterized. The coding region runs from base 1 to 711 and encodes 236 amino acids. The transcript has 7 exons. The record is from RefSeq and is a predicted model, not a curated record. NCBI's taxonomy places the organism in Eukaryota, Metazoa, Arthropoda, Insecta, Siphonaptera, Pulicidae.